[Torrubiella] hemipterigena is the source of this 2265-nucleotide messenger RNA. NCBI's taxonomy places the organism in Eukaryota, Fungi, Ascomycota, Sordariomycetes, Hypocreales, Clavicipitaceae. The record is from the annotation of a GenBank genome assembly.
UUCUGUUUCGCUUCAGCGCUAAGACCUGCUGCUGCAGGGUUUUCUUCCAAGGCACAGCCAACACUGCCACUACAUGGGGCCAACCACGCACCGAGACCAAGAUCUUGCGUCUGCCUCCUCUUUUUUUUUUUUCCUGCGGCCUGACAUCGGUGUCCCUUUUUAUUUCUAUUUUUAUUUUUGUUGUUGUUUUGUAUCUCGACUACACCGUCUGAAUCUUGCUCCAGCAGCUGGAUCUGUAAUUUACAGCGUGCUGCUCUCUGCCAACCAGUGUCUCAGGUGCUGCUUGUGGCCGCUGUUGCUGCCCUGCGACGCCUCUUUCCCGCCCUCAGCUUCACCAGCGUCAGCUGCCUCGCAGGCAUCACCAUAAUUACUACGCUCGGACUCGCUCUCUACUCACCGUCAACGGGCUCACGGUUUCAACGAGCAACAAUCCUACGAGCCAGUCUUUUCACCUUUAAGAGAACCACUGCGGCUUGGCUCUAGCAACUAGCCGUCUACUUGAGCCGUCUGCAACUCACCACCACCGUGUCCCUCCAACCCUUCGUCACCAUCAAACACAACCACCUUUCGAUAACCAACGUCAUGGUGCAGCCUCGUCUCGGGAUAUGAAAGUCAGGAGCUCUCGCCGAUCGCAAGGCUUAAAGCCAAGCGAUUACGAUCAUGAGAUUGUCCUUGUAAAUGACGACGAUGCGCCGUCAUCCACAUCCCAGGACCCCGCCCUCCAGGCUCAAAUAUCGAGAACGGGCACCGUUUCGCGCCUGCUAACCGAAGUCCGUGAUUCUAUACCAUCUACCAGGAGACAGGAUCUCGGGGAUGAAUCAGAAACCGACCGUUAUGGCAACGAAAGCGCCAAUGAGACGAACGCUACAAGCGCCUCGUCACCGCAGAUCCCAAGCGGCGAGCAGCGAGAUAUUCACAUUGGAGUCGGUCCUUCGAUAGACGUCCAAGCUCCGACACCAGCCCCCGUCCCUCCAGCCCACCAUUACCCCGAGUCCAAAAAGUCACGCGACAGACGAGAAACCGCCGUAGACAUAUUAUACGAGAACGAGAGAGGCGGCUUCCUAUGCGGAGCUGCGCUCUUUUCUUCAAAGGCUCUUGGCGGCCUGGAUGCCCCUCCAUGGACAAAUGCCUUUCAUAAACCCUCCUUAACAGACACCAACACAGCCCAGGUUCCAGACCCGUCUUGGGAAUGGGCUUGGCCAGAAUGGCGAGUAAAUCACCAGGACGGGAUGGAUGAAUUCGGAUGGGAAUAUUCCUUUGCAUUUUCCAAGCGCUUUUCGUGGCACACAGCAAAGUGGUGGAACUCGUUUGUCCGCCGCAGAGCCUGGAUCCGCCGCCGCGUAAAGAAGAGAGAAGACGAAAUGUGCUCCGAUCCUCACAUGUUGAAUACCGACUAUUUCACAGUUCGACCAGCUUCGCAGCGCACGCGCCUUAGUGGAAGCAGCAGUCUCAGUAGCCGCGUUCACAGCAAAACCAGUCUUUCACAGCUAUCGAAUAGCGAAACAACACCGGAGAAUCGAGAUAUUACCGAUAUUGUCAUGUUGAUGCAGAUCAUGCGGUCGUCCAGAAUCGAUCGUGAGAAACGAGAAGCUGUGGAAAAUUACCUCGAGCACGGUAAAGACCUGGAGAGUCUUGAGUCGGAGAUGCAUGAGAUUAUGUCUCUCUUCGUUUUCCAAGCCUCGAGACGCGCCCUUCUCUGCCACCUCAUGCGCAAACAUGACGAGACCAGCGCGGAGCUUGCCAAAGACGACACUUUGGACCUUCGCGAGCGCAAGGAUGCACUUGACGCAGCCGCUCGACACGCCGACGAAGAGGUCCGUAAGCUAGCAUAUUGGAGCGACAUUAAACACAUGGUUGCCAAUGGCGAAUCCAGGCUCAGCUUGGAAGACGAUCAGGCUUGCUUCUACGAAACAUAUGAGGGCAUCGAUGAUAGCGGCCCGCCGCCUCCAAACAAGGGCAAGCUGCCGGCUUAAAUGGCUCCUGCUGCUACAACCACAGUCUGUUUUCUUUUUGUACCGAAAUACCCCCUUUCCUCCGUCUUAUUUGCAUUUUUGGAUAUUGUUUGGCAUUACUAUUGCAUAUAACGGCUGCAUAAUUGGGAAGCGCAUCAUCCACACCACGACACUCCCUACGUCAAUUUCUUAGAGUAUUGUUUGUUGAGCGAGAAGGCCUCUGUCUCGUGCAGACAACUAAUGCAUAACUUAAUUGAUGAACAAGAGAGCAUAAAUAGAUUAUAUGUAUAUUUCAAUAUAUUUUUUUAUUCUC